AUGCUGCUCCUCACCACUCUCCUCAGCUUCCUAGCUUACACUUGCAUCAUCAACGCUGGACCCAUCCCCGACGCCCAACCCGAACUGAUCGUUCGUCAAAACGGUCUCGACUUUGUCCAAAACUACAACGGCAAUGCUGCCAACUUCAAAUCCAACCAGGCAGCGGGCACCUACUCUGCCCAAUGGAAUGGCAACACCGACUUUGUCGUAGGACUAGGCUGGAAGACUGGCGCAGCUCGCACCAUCAAGUACUCAGCAACCUACUCAGCCUCGGGCUCCGGCUCCUACCUAGCCGUAUACGGCUGGGUGAAUUCCCCACAAGCCGAAUACUACAUAGUAGAAUCCUACGGCUCCUUCAACCCUUGCUCCAACGGCGUGACGCAACUCGGAAGCGUCACUUCCGAUGGAGGCACCUAUACCGUUUGUACGGAUGUACGCACCAAUCAGCCUUCCAUUACGGGGACGAGUACUUUUACGCAGUAUUGGAGUGUUAGACAAAGUCAGAGGACGGAGGGAAGUGUGACUGUUGGAAAUCACUUUGCCGCGUGGGCGAAGCAUGGGUUUGGGAGUUCGUAUAAUUUUCAGGUCUUGGCUGUUGAGGCUUUCUCGGGGAGUGGGACGGCUAGUGUGACGGUGUCGUAG
This is a messenger RNA of Ramularia collo-cygni, 642 nucleotides long. Its product is annotated as probable Endo-1,4-beta-xylanase A. The record is from RefSeq and is a predicted model, not a curated record. NCBI's taxonomy places the organism in Eukaryota, Fungi, Ascomycota, Dothideomycetes, Mycosphaerellales, Mycosphaerellaceae. The transcript is spliced from 2 exons. Gene Ontology annotation, biological process: xylan catabolic process. Bases 1 to 642 code for a protein of 213 amino acids. Gene Ontology annotation, molecular function: hydrolase activity, hydrolyzing O-glycosyl compounds.